CCCAUUCUCAAACAAACCCAACUCUCUCUAUCUCUCUCGCUCUCUCUCUCUCACAAAAUCAAUCAAUCCAAUUGAUCUUCAUAGUUUUAUACCAUGCACCAAGCAAUUCCCUAUAGUUACAAAACAUACUUUCCGACCACCAUCGGACUGUCACGUGACACAUCCACCACCACCACCACCACCACAACCAGUGUUGCCGAUGCAACAAAUGUGGGGAAACUGGUAUCAGAGAAUGCUGUGAUGGUGUUUGGGAGACGUGGGUGUUGCAUGUGCCAUGUUGUGAAGAGGUUAUUACAAGGCCUUGGUGUGAACCCCACGGUUUCCGAGGUUGAUGAUCAGGACGAGGCUGCUGUGAUUAACCAACUGUUAAAAAUUAUUAGUGUUGAUCAGGAAUCAGGUGGGCAAGAUGGGUCGUCAGUACAAUUCCCAGUGGUUUUUGUUGGGGGCAAGUUGUUUGGGGGCUUAGAAAGAGUCAUGGCUACUCAUAUUUCUGGUGAAUUGGUGCCUAUCUUGAAGGAAGCUGGGGCUUUGUGGCUUUGAUUCUUGUACUUUUGUUUUUUAAUCACAGUUUGGUACUCAUUUUAAUUUCUUAGCAAGGGUUCCUUCUCAAUAAUUUUUGGAGGGAGGAAUGUAGGGAAUUUUAUCUUUAAAUUUCUUUUUCAAUUUCUCAAUUUGUCUUUUUGGAAUGGAAGAAGACACAUAUGUAUGUAGAUUAAUGGAAUUUUAAUUUUGAUCUUGUGAAAGAUCAAUGGAGUUGAUUCGUUGAAAGCUUAUUUCUAACA
Molecule: messenger RNA, 782 nt
Organism: Quercus lobata
Lineage: Eukaryota; Viridiplantae; Streptophyta; Magnoliopsida; Fagales; Fagaceae
Product: glutaredoxin-C9-like
Exons: 1
Coding region: 94-540 (148 amino acids)
Source: RefSeq, a predicted model, not a curated record